Messenger RNA from Caenorhabditis briggsae, 249 nucleotides. NCBI's taxonomy places the organism in Eukaryota, Metazoa, Nematoda, Chromadorea, Rhabditida, Rhabditidae. The transcript has 2 exons. The record is from RefSeq and is a predicted model, not a curated record. Bases 1 to 249 code for a protein of 82 amino acids.
AUGUCUGACCCUCAACAAGUGUCCCCCCAUACAGUCCGUCCACCCUGUUCUCCCGUGUCCCCACACCCUUUACACACUGUGUCGAACGGGGAGAGUGCAAAGAAACCGGCAUCAAGAAAAUGGUGGGUAACACAAGAAUUCAAAUGUGGAAACGAGUCUGCAGAGAAAGCGACCCCUUUUUUGUCUCUUUUUUAUAGUUUCUCCGCUUUAUCUUUGUUAUCACCUGCUUUAACUUUGAUCAAUCGAUGA